GCUCAGUCACACAGUUCAGAUAGGAGAAGAAACACAGCCGGCAGAAAUUUCAGACAGUAUUGCUUAACGGAGAAAUCAUCCCUCUGGAAAUUGAUAUGAAAACAAAGAUAAUUUGAUUUUCAGUACUCCUCAUUAAUGCGGAAUUUUCGUUCUCACGAGAAUAUAAAAAAUACAAUAUUGGAUUCUCUUCAGAAUACAUCCGAUUAGAAAUUCAGCAGAGCAGCAGUGAUCAGGAUGGAAUUACAGUGCAGAGAGAAACCCUGCAGAUUCAGAUGGCAAGUACUGUUCCCCUUGUUAUUCUUUUUGUUCUGCGGUGCGGUCUCAGAGCAGGUCUAUUAUUCAAUUCCUGAAGAAAUGGGAAAGGGGUCUCUUGUGAGGAAUCUUGCUAAAGAUCUGGGGCUGAAUGCCAAAGAACUGCAACACAGGAAAUUGCGAGUUGUCUCUACGGCAAAAAAAAAAAUAGUAUUUUAGAAUCAGUACAGAAAAUGGUAAUUUAUAUGUAAACGACAGAAUAGACCGAGAGGAAAUGUGUGGGAAAACAUUGCUUUGUAUCCUAAAUUUAGAAGCCGUGGUUGAAAACCCAUUAAAUAUUUUUCAUGUGAAUGUCGCAAUCAAGGAUAUAAAUGAUAAUGCACCCGGCUUCGGCAAAAAUUCUGUUGAUGUAGAAAUAAGUGAGUCCACCUUGGCAGGAGCAACAUUCCCGCUAGGAAAUGCUCUGGAUUUGGAUGUUGGGAGUAAUUCGCUACAGAGUUAGGAGCUCAGCUCCAACCAGUAUUUCAUCUUGGCAGAGCAAGAAAACAAGGACGGAAAUAAAUACCCCGAGUUAGAGUUGGAAAAACUUUUAAAUCGUGAAAAGCAAAGUUCCCACCUCUUGAUCCUGACAGCUGUGGAUGGGGGAGAUCCAGUGAGAACUGGGACGGUUCAGAUUAGGAUUAAUGUUACUGACGCCAAUGACAAUCCCCCCACAUUCACUGAAAAAGUGUACAAAAUCGGACUGCGGGAAAAUCUACCAAGGGGCUCGUUAGUUCUUCAAGUGAAAGCCACUGAUAUGGAUGAAGGUCUCAAUGCACAAAUCACAUAUUCUUUCAGCAACAUACCAGAGAGUGUUCGUAAAUUAUUCUCACUGGAUCUCGGAAACGGAAGCAUUACAACCAGAGGUGUUAUUGAUUAUGAAGAGGCAAAUAGUUAUAUACUUAGUGUGGAAGCCAAAGAUGGAGGAGGACUGGUUGGUCAUAGCAAAAUUGAAGUCGAUAUUACAGAUGAAAAUGACAAUUCCCCCCAGCUGACACUUAUUUCUGGGUCCAGUCCCAUUCCCGAAGAUUCUCUGCCUGGGACAGUGAUAGCCCUGAUGAAUGCAUACGAUAAGGAUGCUGGAGAAAAUGGCAAGAUCAACUGUCGCACUAAAGAGGAAUCUCCUUUUAAAAUAAUCUCGUCUUCUAAAAAUUACUAUAAACUCCUCACAGACAGCACCCUGGACAGGGAAAGGAGCCGGGAGUACAAUAUCACAAUCACAGCCACAGACAAAGGCUCUCCCCCCCCCACCCAGAAAACCAUCCUGUUACAAAUCUCGGAUAUCAAUGACAACGCUCCUGUCUUUGAGAAACCUUCCUACACCGCCUAUGUGCCAGAUAACAAUCCCUCGGGGGCCUCUAUUUUCAGAGUAAAAGCCUCAGACCGGGAUCUGGACCGGAACGCCCGAGUCACUUAUUCCAUCCUGAGCAGCAGCCUCCAGGAGCUGCCUCUCUCCUCCUACAUCUCCAUUAACUCCCAGACCGGAGCGAUCUAUGCGCAGCGCGCCUUCGACUACGAGCAAUUCCGGGAGUUUGAGAUGCAAGUGAAGGCCCAAGACAGCGGGUCCCCGCCUCUCAGCAGCAAUGUCACCGUCAGGGUGUUUAUUGUGGAUGAGAAUGAUAACGCCCCUCGCAUCCUGUACCCUUCCGUCGGAGCCGAUGGCUCCGCCUUGUUCGAGAUGGUGCCUCGCUCGGCCGAGGCAGGUUAUCUGGUGACUAAGGUGGUGGCGGUGGAUGCUGACUCAGGACACAAUGCCUGGCUCUCCUACGAGCUGCUCCAGGCCACGGACCCGGCGCUCUUCAGCAUGGGGCUGCAGAGCGGGGAGAUCCGGACAGCCCGCGCCUUUGCGGACAGAGAUGCCGUGAAGCACAGGCUGGUCACCCUGGUGAAGGACAACGGACAGCCGCCUCUGUCCGCCACAGUGACUCUCAACCUGGUGUUUGCGGAGAACUUCCAAGAGGCUCUUCCGGAAAUGAGCGACCUAUCGGGUGACUCGGCAUCUCAGUCUGAUUUACCGUUUUACUUGGUGUUGGCUUUAGCCUUCAUCUCAUUUUUGUUCCUUCUUACAGUUAAACUGGCCAUUCUGGUGAAUUGCGAAGAUCAAGGAAUCUCCCAGUUUUGCAAUGUUUCGGUUGUGAUCAUUACUCCAAGGUGGGUCCUGGAUUCCCACCAAACUACUGCGAUGGGAUUUUACCAUAUAGCUAUAAUCUGUGUUUAGCCGCA
Messenger RNA from Dermochelys coriacea (leatherback sea turtle), 2514 nucleotides. Its product is annotated as protocadherin gamma-B1-like. Gene Ontology annotation, cellular component: plasma membrane. Gene Ontology annotation, biological process: homophilic cell-cell adhesion. Gene Ontology annotation, molecular function: calcium ion binding. The record is from RefSeq and is a predicted model, not a curated record. Lineage: Eukaryota; Metazoa; Chordata; Testudines; Dermochelyidae.